AUGAAGAGAUCUGCUGCGGAUAGUGACCUGGAGCCUUUUGAGCCGAAUGAGACGCCUGAAUGGCAACAAUUUUUGGAGGAAGAAACACUGAAUCAAUGGAGCAAGAUGAACCAUGGCGCGCUCUCGACGGCGGUUUUGCAGGCAGAGCCAUUUGCGCAGGAGCUGCUUCGGCGAUGGGACUAUCAGUACGUGACUUGCUGGCUGUACAAGGUCACAGAUUCAUUCGUUACGAUGAACUACGUGGAGGGAUUUAAGCCGUUGUGGAGGAAUAUCAAGUUUGAUGAAUUUCUGCUCCUGCAGGAGCUGAGACUGAUUGCAAGAGUGGGAGAGAUCCGGCAGUCCGACAAUAUGCCGCUGUAUGGAAGCAUAAGGUUGCAGAUGUUAAAACUGUUGACCAAUUACAAGGCCAAUCGGCUGGCAGAUUGGGAUAACGUGAUAAAUCAUCAUUUGAACAGAGAUGUGGAAUUUGGAAGACUUUCGCUAGUGGACCAAUUCGAGACUCUUUAUCGAGUGGUGAAGCUUAUUGAGGCAAAGAGUGGCGCUUUCAGAAAUUAUCUGUCGAAUAACUUGGAACUGUUCCACUUUGCGGAGUACCCCUGCGACUCUGAGCGGUCGCUCCUUGUUCUGCCGAACGUCGGGGUCAUUAUCGAGAAGAAACUGACUAGACCCGCUCGCGGAAGUUUAGUAGUACCCGUCAAAUUGAAGAACUGUUCCGUCAGAUACUGGGACGAAUCAACCCGGGUCCUGGAAUUGGUCCAUCUGGACUAUUCAAAUGAGAUCCAAAACUAUCUGAACACGUUCCAAAUAGAGUACACGGUACUAGCCACGACCUGGGAUGCCUUUUUGAAGCAAUUCUCAAAGGAUCCAUCUUUGAUAGAUUUUGCAGACUGGAUACCGGUCUACGUCGAACAUCAGCUGUACGUGAAUAGGAUAUUAUCACACAAGGAGAAGGAAAAAUCGAUGGCGGAGCUGCUAGUUAGACGGAAGAGAUCUUCACGGUUGGUCGCGCGUGAAGAAGAAACCAGACGCAAGGACGUCGAGAACAGAUGGUAUGAGAAACUGGAUGAAAGAGAGUUUUACCUCAAGACCCGAAGCAAGCUCGUCGCCAAGCAAACGAAACGCAUCAAGGACGUCCUUUGGCGUCAACUGUGGCAGAAUUUCGAGCUGGAUUUGAAGGACCAGAAACUUCAAAACGGGCAUCCAGACCAACUUCUUGCUGAUACAGAGGGCCAGGGGGAUGCCCUAACCGAAUUAGAGAUAAGAGUGAUUGAGAGUGGGCCGCGAUUCAGCCCGCGCAUCCUAAGCAUACCGCCCGUGCGAGCCGAGACUGAACCCGCCACCGAGCUACCCUUAGAGCUAACGAUUGACCAAGAUGAGCUCGACGAGCUAAACAGCCUAGGGAUCUCCACCAACGGUGAGUCUGCUGACGACAAAAGCUGGGUGUUCCAAUGCCCCGGAGAGCCGUUGCUGGGCGCAUUGCGAAUCUCCAGCCUGGAGGAAGAAGAGGCCGCCUCGCAGGCCAACCACAAUCUUUUCGCUACGCCGAUUGUGUGCUGCGAUGCGUGUCUGACGUGGCAGCACUGGGAUUGUGUCCAGAACUCAGACUCGGUGCUACACACCACAGCAAGAAACUAUGCGACGGUCCAGCUCGGCAACUACGCCAGCAGCAGACGUGCAAGCCGUAAACACCAGCCCGAAGAACAAGAGUACAGGAGACCCAUCGACAAGCGGGUGCCACUCACCGAGUCCACGCCAUUCAUAUGCGGCUACUGCGCCAGCGAUCUCGAGACGAAGCUCCGCUUGCAGUUCGCUCCAGAACUAAGGGCCAUAAAACAAAGCGCCAGACAACAGGCGGAAGAACGCAACAGACUGAAACAACUCAGGGACGAAAAGAAGAGGCAGCAGGCGCUUCAGGAUCAACUGUCUGCCAUAAAUCCAGAUCCAGUUCAAAAGACGAAUGAGCCGUUUGGGUUCACGUGA
Torulaspora globosa is the source of this 1980-nucleotide messenger RNA. It is a transcript of the gene IOC2, whose product is annotated as Ioc2p. Bases 1 to 1980 code for a protein of 659 amino acids. The record is from RefSeq and is a predicted model, not a curated record. Lineage: Eukaryota; Fungi; Ascomycota; Saccharomycetes; Saccharomycetales; Saccharomycetaceae. The transcript has a single exon.